AACAUUGUCCGUCGGCGAAGCGUGCGACGUCUUGCCUCUCCUUGGAGUGCCAUUUACAUUAGCCAUGUGCUGCUCCUGUUGCUCCGUUGACGCUGUUUGCCGCUUCUAUUCAGGUUCAUGUACUUUUUCCUUAUGAUCUACUUAUCUGUGCUAGUACUAGGAGUGCUUGGCUUGUUGAGUCUCACGCCUUUCGAUAAGCAGCGAUGGCACAGCACGACAACAUCACGGCAUCACAGCGCAUGAUAUGUUCAUGCACGGGCGCAUUGACGACGUCAUUUUUCGUCACACCUUUGGACGUGGUCAAGAUACGGCUUCAAGCACAGCGGAAGCAGCUUGUUAGAAACAAGUGCUUCCUGUACUGUAAUGGCCUAAUGGAGCACAUGUGCUACUGUCUAAAUGGAAAUGGCAAUGGCCAGAAUGGACACCACAUCAUGGGACCACAAAGCCAGUGGUACAAAAGACCUGGACAUUUUAAUGGCACAUUGGAUGCAUUCAUAAAGAUAGCAAGAAACGAAGGUGUCACCUCUCUAUGGAGUGGCUUGCCUCCAACCUUGGUGAUGGCUGUGCCUGCCACUGUUAUCUACUUCACAGUCUAUGACCAGAUUCGUGAGUUCUUCAAUAACCGUCUCUCCGGACACAAGACCAUUUGGGCCCCUGCCCUGUCAGGUGGCCUUGCUCGAGUGUUUUCCGCCACUGUGAUAAGUCCCUUGGAGAUGAUUCGUACAAAAAUGCAAUCCAAGAAGCUUAGCUAUAUGGAAAUAGGACAAGCUGUGAAGAACCUUGUCAAGACCAGGGGUUUACUAUCACUCUACGUAGGCCUUGGACCAACACUUCUGAGGGACGUUCCUUUCUCUUGUUUCUACUGGACCUGCUAUGAAAACUUGAAGCUGCGAUGCAACCAGGAGCAGCCAACCUUCUUGUUCAGCUUCACAGCUGGUGCGGCUGCAGGGACUGAAGCUAAAACUAGGAAGCCGGCUGCAGGCCCCAAGUGUUUUUGUCACUGUUGUGGCAGUUCACCAUGCAAGAGUACUGGGCACCUUGGCUACCUGACCGCCGAACCAUCACAAAACAAUGGCGAGCGAGGAGCAAUCUUGCAGACGUUGCAGGCAUCGCAAGCGCCUUAUGGCGCUGGUGACCUGAUACAUGAUGACACCACAGUCUGCCAGGGGAAGCUGCUGCUUUGGUCACUUUGCCAUUUGAUGUUGUCAAGACUCACAGGCAGAUAGAGCUCGGUGAAAUGGAAAUAUUGAGAGAGAAGAAGCCUUCAAGCACACUGGCUGUGAUGAGAGAACUUUAUCAAACCCAGGGCCUGCGCAGCCUGUUUGCUGGUAUCGUGCCACGUGUAUCAAAGGUGGCCCCUGCAUGUGCCAUUAUGAUCAGCACAUAUGAGUUCGGCAAGAAGUUCUUCCGACAGA
This is a messenger RNA of Dermacentor andersoni, 1415 nucleotides long. Its product is annotated as mitochondrial glutathione transporter SLC25A40-like. Gene Ontology annotation, biological process: mitochondrial transmembrane transport. The record is from RefSeq and is a predicted model, not a curated record. Lineage: Eukaryota; Metazoa; Arthropoda; Arachnida; Ixodida; Ixodidae. Gene Ontology annotation, cellular component: mitochondrion.